This is a messenger RNA of Pangasianodon hypophthalmus (striped catfish), 5102 nucleotides long. Its product is annotated as zinc finger protein 585A-like. The transcript has 6 exons. Lineage: Eukaryota; Metazoa; Chordata; Actinopteri; Siluriformes; Pangasiidae. The coding region runs from base 295 to 3900 and encodes 1201 amino acids. The record is from RefSeq and is a predicted model, not a curated record.
UGUUCCUGGGUGAUGAGUGAGUGCACAGAGCUCCAGUAGGUGGCGCUGUGAGCGUCUAGAUGUCCCACAUUCCCAGAACUAGAAGAAGACGUGCUGCAGUGUUGCUGAUUGAUGAGCUGAGCUCUCCGACUCUACUAAUCAUCUUUCCAUUCAGAUAUUUCUCCCAGGGUUUUACCUCCACACUUCCAUCUGCUCAAGCUCAAGAUUUUUAAUGGUGUCCUGUCUUCUUCUGUGGUCCACUUUCCUACACAUUUUAAAUUUCCCACCACAAGAACAUCAGAAGAUCUGACUAGGAUGAAGUCAGAAGAGAUUAAAUGUGAGAGUCCGGAACCCACAGAGAGCUCGAGUAGUCACCAAAGCUCAUCUGAUACUAACCACACAAUCACCCCUCACAGAAAAAGACAAACUCACCACUGCUCACAGUGUGGGAAGAGUUUCAGCGAAAGGACUAAUUUCCGACGACACCUGCGCAUUCACACAGGAGAGAAACCGUAUCAGUGUUCGCACUGUGGGAAGAGAUUUACUGAGAACGGUCAGCUUAGACAGCACCAGAGAAUUCACACAGGAGAGAAGCCGUAUCACUGCUCAGACUGCGGGAAGAGCUUUAGACAAAAGAGUAGUCUCACAAAACAUCAGCGCGUUCACACAGGAGAGAAGCCGUAUAGCUGCUCGGACUGUGGGAAGAGAUUUACACAAACUAGUAGCCUCCGACAACACCGGUGCAAACCGUAUAAACCGUAUUACUGCUUAGAAUGCGGAAAGAGUUUUAAACAUGUCCUUAGUCUCCAGUUACAUCAACGUAUUCACAAAGGGAACAAAUCGUAUGACUGCUCACAGUGUGGCAAGACUUUUGCAAGCCUGAGUACUCUCCAGCGACACCACCGCAUUCACACAGGAGACAAGCCAUUUACGUGUUCCCAGUGCGGUAAGAGUUUUAUUGAGAACUGUAAGCUCAUAAACCACCAGCGCAUUCACACCGGAGAGAAGCCGUACAGCUGUUCACAGUGUGGGAUGAGUUUUACAGAAAGGAGGUCUCUCCAGCAACACCUGCGCAUUCACACCGGAGAGAAGCCGUACCAGUGUUUAGAGUGUGGGAAACACUUUAACAGAACGACUGCUCUCCGAGUUCACCAGCAAACCCACACGGGACAGAAGCCCUAUCACUGUUCUCAGUGUGGGAAGAGUUUUACUACGCACAGAAGUUUCCGGCAACAUCAGCACAUUCACACAGGAGAGAAACCGUAUCAGUGCUCCUACUGUCAGAAGAGUUUUACACAAUGGGCUACUCUCUAUAAACAUCAACGCAUCCACACUGGAGAUAAACCGUAUCACUGCUUAGAGUGUGGGAAGACUUUUAAUCGAGUGGACAGUUUCCAGUUACACCAGCAUGUUCACAGUGGACAGAAGCUCCAUUACUGCUCAGACUGUGGGAAGAGUUUUCCUAGCAUGAGCCAUCUCCAAAAACACCAGCGUAGUCAUGCUGAGAAGUCGUAUCACUGCCCUAUGUCCCACAUUCCCAGAACUAGAAGAAGACGUGCUGCAGUGUUGCUGAUUGAUGAGCUGAGCUCUCCGACUCUACUAAUCAUCUUUCCAUUCAGAUAUUUCUCCCAGGGUUUUACCUCCACACUUCCAUCUGCUCAAGCUCAAGAUAUGAGUGGUGUCCUGUCUUCUACUGCUGUCGUGUUUCCUACGCAUCUUGAAAUUACCUCCACAAGAACAUCAAGAGAUCUAACUAGAAUGAAGACAGAUGAGAUUAAAUGUGAGCAUCUGGAGCCCACAGAGAUCUCAAGCAGUCACCAAAGCUCAUCUACUCCUUUCCACGAUAACGCCUCUCCCAGACUAAUGCAAAAAGAACUUCACUACUGCUCAAUGUGUGGGAAAAGCUUCAGACAAAAGAGCACUCUCAAACAACACCAGCGUAUUCAUACCGGAGAGAAGCCGUACCACUGCUCGGAGUGUGGGAAAAAUUUUAAUCGAGAAGACACUCUCCACGUACACCAGCGUGUUCACACUGGAGAGAGACCGUAUUCCUGCUCACAGUGUGGGAAGAGCUUUCGUAACCAGAGUAAUCUCCUAAAACACCAGCGCAUUCACAAAGGAGAGAAGCCGUAUCACUGCUCGGAGUGUGGAAAAAAUUUUAAUCGAGAGGACACUCUCCACGUACACCAACGCAUUCACACUGGAGAGAAGCCAUAUUCCUGUUCAGAGUGUGGGAAAAGCUUUCGCAACCAGAGUAAUCUCCUAAAACACCAGCGCAUUCACUCAGGAGAAAAGCUGUAUCUGUGCUCGGAGUGUGGGAAGAGUUUUAAUCGAGAGGACACUCUCCACGUACACCAACGCAUUCACACCGGAGAGAAGCCGUAUUCCUGCUCACAGUGUGGGAAAAGCUUUCGCAACCAGAGUAAUCUCCUUAAACACAAGCGCGUUCACUCAGGAGAAAAGCCGUAUCACUGCUCGGAGUGUGGAAAGAAUUUCAGUCAAAAGAGUUAUCUAAAAAAUCACCAGUUUGUUCACACAGGAGAGAAGCCAUAUUGCUGCUCGCUUUGUGGUUAUAGCUUUGCUUACCUCUGUAAUCUCCAGCAACACCAGCGCAAUCACACAGGACAGAAGCUGUAUCAGUGUUCACACUGUGGGAAGAGUUUUAGUACGCACAGAAACUUUCAGCGACACGAGCACGUUCACACAGCUGAGAAUGAGGACAUGCAGCAGUUCUCAGAUCUUUUUCUCAUCACUGUUCCUCCCUCCAGCCCAGCAGGUGGCGAGAACACACUAAAACUCCAAGCAGAAGAAGCAGAAAGCUCCAGUAGGUGGCGCUGUGAGUGUCUAGCUGUGUCACAUCCACACAAACAGAAGAAGACGUGCUGCAUUUUGCUGAUUGGCAUUAAAUUAUUUCUGACAGGGUUUUACCUCCACACUUCCAUCUGCUCCGCUGUGGGUGUAUUUGAGGUUUUCAGCUGCAGUUCUGCUGUAAAGCUCGAGAUGAGUGGUGUCCUGUCUUCUCCUGCUGUCCGCUUUCCUAUCAAUUAUAAAUUUACCUCCACAAGACCAUCAAAAGAUCAGACUACCAUGAAGGCAGAAGAGAUUAAAAGUGAGAAUCUAGAACCUACAGAGAGCUCCAGUAGUCAGCAGUGGUCAUUUGGGUCUUUCCUCACUGACACCUCUCUCAGAAUUAUACAAAAAGAGAUUCACCAGUGCUCACAGUGUGGGAAAAUUUUCAGUCAAAAGAGUAAUCUCAAUCAGCACCAGCGUAUCCACUCAGGAGAGAAGCCGUAUCAGUGCUCGCAGUGCGGGAAGAGUUUCAAUCAGAAGAGUAAUCUCAAACAGCACGAGCGUAUCCACUCAGGAGAGAAGCCGUAUCACUGCUCAGACUGUGGGAUGAGUUUUACGCAAAGAAGCCAUCUCCAGCAACACCAGCGCAUUCACACAGGAGAGAGGCCCUAUCACUGCCUGGAGUGUGGGAAGAGUUUCAGUGACCAGAGCAAUCUGCAGCAGCACCAGCGCAUUCACACCGGAGAGAAGCCCUAUCAGUGCUCGGCCUGUGGGAUGAGUUUUACACAGAAGGGUAAUCUCCAGAAACACCUGCUCUUUCACACUGGAGAAAAACCCUUUCACUGCUUGGAAUGUGGCCGGAGUUUUACACAAGGAGCUGAUCUUCAAGAGCACCAACACGUUCACACUGGGGAAAAGCCGUAUUACUGUUCAGCGUGUGGGAAGAGUUUUACUCGGCAUAGCAGUUUCCAGCGACACCAGCACAUUCACACUGGAGAGAAGCCGCAUCACUGCACGGUGUGUGGGAAGGGUUUUACUCGGUAUACUAAUCUGCAGCGGCACAAACUCAUUCACACGGCUGAGAUCGAGGACAUGCUGCAGUUCUCAUCAGAACAUGUGGAAAUCAACUAGGUCCAUUCUAAAUACUUAUAUCGGGCCAAAUGAGAUUUAUACAGAAAUAUAGUGUGGUAGUUUUGUGUAUUCCUUUAUAUUUACUAGAGGAGCAGUGAUUUUAUCAACACUAAGAAACUAUAAAGUUUUAUACAGUUUAUGAAGUAACAAUGUACUAUUCCAGAACAUUCUUUACUCAGUGAAGGAGUAGAUGUUUUUAGUAGUUUAAUACUAACAGGUGCCCAGUUUAGAUAUACAGAUAUAUUGGUAAUGUAAGAUAUUAUCCAGAUAUCAAUAUAAUAUGUGUGGCUGCCUGCGAAAUCCCUGGUCACAUGGUCGGAUUUUGCUAUGUUCUACUUCAUACUGUACUGAAAAAGUUUUCCUGAGCUGAAACAUUUCAUUUUUGCAUGUAUCUCAAUCAUGUAAACAUUUUAAACUUGGUCAGCUGCCAUCUGUACAGUGCUCUUCUGUAUUUUGAUGAUGAUGAUGAUGAUGAUGAUAUGACAGCACAUCUGCUUAUAAUCUGAAUUGAUUUCAUUUUGCUUGAUGUUUGCUCCAGAAUCACGAUCAAAUCAUGACAUUCACCGCGUGAAUAAAUCACACUCGGCUAUCGGGAAUUUUCAGUAGUCAGACUGACUGUUUUUACUGCUGUGUUUGUUAAACCUUUCACAGUACGUUAGAAAAAGAUGAUUAGAAGUUAGAAAAUUGAAUGCAUUAGAACAUUUCCACAUCAUUUUCUCAAAAUAUUGUUGUGAAAGUAUAAUAUAAUUAUAAUUAAUAUAAUAUAAUAUACACUCCUGGCUUCUUCACUGUGAGGAUGGAUUAUCCUUUUCUUUUAUCUUGUUUAAUAUGAAUGUAUAUACGUGUGAAUUAUUAAAGAAAUAUUUUAGGUGUUGUUUCAUGCAUGAGUUUCUGUCUCAUGCAGCUGUGAUAACUGAUAGCCUGAGACACUAUCGCACAUUCUGUAAAUGUGCAAAUGUAAAUGUGUGUAGGAAGACCAUGUGAGUCUUGAGAGUGUGAGAAACGGGCUGCACUAGCAAACGAGACAGUUGUAACCUCUUCGCAACUGCCAGUAAGAUAAGAGUUCUUUGUUUCAUGUAAUCAGACAAAGUUAUUAAGAUGUAAAUUGUGUGAUACUAGAAAAACUGAGUGCUGGAUUCACAUUUUGGAAGAUUUUUGGAUUUGCUUCCCUGGUCAUGAAUAAAGAAGAAACUUCACUCAGA